UGCCUCAAACCCCCAAAUCCAUGGCUUCUGUCCCUCCGACGCUUCUACUCCUAGCCGCGGCGGCGCUCGCCCUUCUCUCCGCCGCCGCCUCCGCCGCUGCCGCCGAUGUUACCAAGGUAUGCGUCGUUGGUAGCGGCAUCGGUGGAUCUUCGGUGGCGCAUUUCCUCAGACAAUACACCUGCGCCCAAAGUGCCGCGAUUCCCUGCGUCGACGGCAUACGCAUCUUCGAGAGGCGCGGGAAGGUCGGUGGCCGGAUGGCUACAGUUACGAUCGGCGGAGAUACCUUCGAGGCCGGGGCAUCUAUCAUCCACCCCAAGAACCUCCACGCCCUCGGUUUUGCCCGCCUCCUCCACCUCGAUACCAAAGCCGACGACGACUCCGGUGUCGAUCUGAACUCCAACGUCUCAUCGUCGUCGUCUUGGUUUGGAAUUUGGGAUGGAUCUCGGUUCGUAUUCAAGACUCUCACGCCUCCUUCUGCUUCAAGCUCCGCUAUGUACCGCAAGCUGUACCCUUUGUUCGACUCUUUGGUACUUCUCUGGCGCUACGGAUUAUCCCUCCUCCGGAUGAACCGUUUCGUUAAGGACAUGUUGCAAAGAUUCAUGCUUUACUAUAGUGAUCUUGAGUCCCGGCCUGUAUUUGAGACCUUAGAGGAGAUGCUUAAAUGGUCGGGAUUGUAUGGGCUGACCCGCUGCACGCUUCAGGAAGAAUUGGCUGACGCAGGGAUAUCUUCUCGGUUAACAUCUGAGUUAAUAACUGUAAUAACACGAAUCAACUAUGGUCAGGAUGUUACCAUCAGCGGACUAGCUGGGGCAGUUUCGUUAGCUGGCUCAGAUCCUGGAUUGUGGUCAGUUAGUGGAGGCAACUGGCAACUUGCUGCAGGGUUGAUUAGGCAUUCAAAUGCCACUUUGCAUCUCGAUGAAGGAAUAAAUUCCAUCACUAAUGUUGGAGGUUAUUAUGAGCUCAAUUCUUCAAAGGGGAACUCAUAUGCCUGUGAGGUAACAGUGAUUGCUACACCAUUAGAUGAGAUAAAUAUCACCAUUGUACCUCCAGUUUCUAUCCCCAGUAGAAGGUUACAGCACACACACACAACUUUUGUCAGAGGGCUUCUUAACCCGAAAUAUUUUGGGCUAAAUAUUGCAUCAGAAAUUCCUGACCUCGUGGGCACGCUUGAGCUUCCCGAUAUUCCAUUCUCAUCCAUAUCCAUUCUCAAGAAAUACAAUGAAGAAGAUAUUAGCUACAAGUUGUUUUCUCGGGCACCACUGGAUGAUGACUUUCUAGACAUACUAUUCAGCAAGAGGAGGGAAACUCUCCGGAUAAACUGGCCUGCAUAUCCUCAUUAUGAAGCUCCAGAGCUGUUUGCCCCCAUAAUUUUGGACGGUGCACAUUUGUAUUACAUUAAUUCGUUUGAAAGUGCUGCUAGCACAAUUGAAACCAGUGCUGUCGCAGCUGAGAAUGUUGCGCGGCUAAUUAUAGCUAGGAUCUCUGGCCAGUUGUCGUCAUUUGCUCCAAUUUUAAGGUCUCAUUCUACUGAAGAAUCACUCCACACUGAUCUGUAAGAUAAGCUACGAUUUGGAAGACUAAAAGAGCUCCCUGCUUUGAUGCUCUGCUUUUGGGUUUCUCGUCCGGCUCACUGCUGCUCUACUUGUAGAUGGCAUACAGCAGCAGCUGCAUUGCCCCCAGCACGCUUCCACAGCCAUUCGGCACCUGAACAGCGCAAUAGCACAGUGCUUGCGAAUGAAAUCAAUGGAACACUUGGGGAAACUACAGAAAUCAGAUGGAAUCAUAUCAUAAUCACCGAGAUGAAGGGAUCAUGGCCGAGCAAUCCGUAGACAAAUCACGAGGUGCUGCACAGGAAGACGAACAUCGAGAGCAGGAACGGCGUGUACUCCACGCUCUUGGUCUUGAUCACCAGCCGCACGAUCGACAGAGCUUGCGGGGCUGGCCAUCGAGGAGCUCCAGGGAGAUCACGGCAACAGCUGCAAAGGCUGAGAGCACGGCGGCGAGCAGCACUGCAGUGUGAGCUCUGACGGAUGGUUUGGACGCGAAGACGAGGAAGAUAACAACGUAGACGGCUUCGAUGGCGGCACCGGCUCCGUUGACGGUGGACACCAGGAUGUUGUCCGGUGACACGAACGGCAAACCGUACCUGCAUAAUUAACGCAUUUAUCAACCUCUCUUUCAUCUAAAUGACCCCUUCAGUAGUUGAGAUCGCACACCAAGCAGAGAGGAGGCAGUUGAGCAAGGUCAUGUUGUAGGGAACGCCUGAGAAAUCCUCUGUGGAUCUGCUCCUGAUGAUCCUCAAGAACGUGACACUCCAGACACUAAAAGGCAAACAACAAGAAACAGUUUGUUUAGUAAAGAU
Zingiber officinale is the source of this 2362-nucleotide messenger RNA. RefSeq names its product farnesylcysteine lyase-like. Gene Ontology annotation, molecular function: prenylcysteine oxidase activity. The transcript is spliced from 6 exons. The record is from RefSeq and is a predicted model, not a curated record. Gene Ontology annotation, biological process: prenylcysteine catabolic process; prenylated protein catabolic process. Lineage: Eukaryota; Viridiplantae; Streptophyta; Magnoliopsida; Zingiberales; Zingiberaceae. The coding region runs from base 21 to 1556 and encodes 511 amino acids.